This is a messenger RNA of Perognathus longimembris pacificus (Pacific pocket mouse), 2191 nucleotides long. RefSeq names its product ependymin related 1 (gene Epdr1). Lineage: Eukaryota; Metazoa; Chordata; Mammalia; Rodentia; Heteromyidae. The record is from RefSeq and is a predicted model, not a curated record. Gene Ontology annotation, molecular function: calcium ion binding. Gene Ontology annotation, cellular component: lysosome; extracellular region. The transcript is spliced from 3 exons. Gene Ontology annotation, biological process: cell-matrix adhesion. The coding region runs from base 203 to 868 and encodes 221 amino acids.
AGCAGGGAAGGACGCCGCUGCCGGCAGCGGGCAGACACCGCUCUGGGCCCGGGGCCACCGCGCGCGCCCAGACCCCGGCGGCGGGCGGAGCCACGGCGCGCGCCGACCCCAACGGCAGCUCAGGCUCGCGCCCCUCCCCGCGCCUGGCUCCUCGGCGCCCGCAGGGGCUCUGGCUCGCUCCAGCGUUGGGGUGGCGGACCCGAUGCCUGGGCGCGAUCCUCCGCGCGUGGCCCGCGGGCUCCCGGGCGCCUGGCUGCUGCUGCUGGGCGCCCUGGGCGUGCUGGGGGCCGCGGGGGCCCCGGGCGCGCCGCGCCCCUGCCAGGCGCCGCAGCAGUGGGAGGGGCGCCAGGUCGUGUUCGAGCAGCGGAGCGGCCGCAACAGCCGCGCCCUGCUGGCCUACGACGGGCCCGGCCGGCGCGUGCGGGUGCUGGACGAGCGGAAGGCGCUGAUCCCCUGCAAGAGAUUAUUUGAGUAUAUUCUGCUCUACAAGGAAGGAGUGAUGUUCCAGAUUGAACAGGCCACCAAGCAGUGCUCGAAGAUCUCCCUGACUGAGCCUUGGGACCCUCUGGACAUUCCUCAGAACUCCACCUUUGAAGACGAGUACUCCAUCGGGGGCCCUCAGGAGCAGAUCACUGUCCAAGAGUGGUCCGACAGGAAGUCGGCCAGAUCCUAUGAAACCUGGAUUGGCGUUUACACAGCUAAGGAUUGUUACCCUGUCCAGGAAACGUUCAUCAGGAAUUACAGCGUGGUGCUGUCCACACGUUUUUUUGAUCUGCAGCUGGGCAUUAAGGACCCCUCUGUGUUUACCCCCCCGAGCACAUGCCAGAUGGCCCAGCUGGAGAAGAUGAGUGAGGACUGUUCCUGGUGAGCCAGCCCAGGCAUGAGUGAAGACCGAGGACAUCAUCCCCCAGUGACUCCAGCUGGACACAGACUAGAGACUUGGAUGGAUCCGAAUCUACAUUGGAAAUAAGGAGAGGUUUAAGAUCAGCACUAAGGUGGGUUUUCUCCUGGACUGGAUGAUGGCUACUCAGCUCCAUUUACAGAAGGAAGUAGAAUGGAAAACUGAGGAUAGUAUGGCUGACACUUCCAGCCUUCUAACACUCACAUGAACCUGUGUUUUCUACACAUAGGUGUGUGCUCAGGGCAGUGCAGAGCGCAUUAAGAACUGUUGAUAAUGAGGAAACAGAAUGAUUUUGAUUCAUUUUAUUAUUUGUUAAGUUCUCUACAAAGAAAGCUGUCUGCAUUAUGGCAGCAACAUGGCCCACUGUUUCCAAAGUGACCUCUUUAAAUGCUGUCCUGAUCUCAUAGUGUUUUGGUUUGAUCCCCAUGGAUAUAAAUAUCUUAGAAGGAAAUAAAAAGUUCUCAUGUGAAGCAAUAAUUCCUCUAAAGAGGAAGGAGAGGUUUUAGGCAGCAGUGUGUGGAUAAUUGUAAGAUCUGAGUGGUGAAGCACAAGCCAUGUGUACUUCCUGUUCUCUAUGUAAGAAAACUGACCGAUGGACUCAUAGUGUCAUAUAAUAUAGCGCUGAACUUGGGAGAGUGUUGAUUCCCAAGUGGAAGACUAGAACUCCUUUGAGUAUUAGAUGUUCUACCUGCUCUCGCCUUGGCCUCCCUAGGUGUCUCACCUCAUAGAGACACAACCUCUGACUCUCUGACCUCAGCUUGCUCUUCCCAGCUCAGCUCACACAUGCCCAAAGUUAUUCACAACUUGAAUGAAUCCUGCUUUGCAGCACAAGCAUGCUCAUCUCACAAUACAUAUUACACAAUGUGACAGCUUUUGCUUCCUAAAUGCUACCCUCCACCAUCCUGGCUCAGAUAUCCCUGAGUGUGUACAGGUAUGGUGCUCUGUUUACCUUUUAUAUUCCCAGCACCAAGGAAGUGCCUGGCACAUGGUCAGUGCCUUCAGCAUUUACAGAGGGGAGAACACUGGCCUUUGCCCCCACCCCCCAUUUCCUCAUCUAUUAAGUAGGUUUGGGUUCACUGAGGAAGACUUCCAGUAAUAUAGUAAUUAUAUGAUACAAAUACACAGGAUAAUAAUACAUUCAACAAGUUUUGUUUCUUCUGUUAAUAUGUUUUACCUAGCCAUCUAUCUCUUUUAGUCUAAAAGAAAGAUGUGACACUUGUAUUAUGCUUUUAAAAAGAAUCUGUAUUGUUAGAGUUAAUCUAUAUUAAUAAACUUAAUGGCAUCACAAAU